GGUACCCCCUGAUCUGCGAGAUUUAGCCAGAGUUGGGCUGCCGGCCUCAGUCCCUCGGCGGUCCCUGGCGGCGAUGGAGGGCGCCCAGGAGAGUCCCGCGGAGUCGAGCCCCCCCGCCCCCGGGUCUGAGGAGCCCGCCGGCUCGGGCAGGAGCCCCGAGGUGUUGCCUCCCGAGGAGGCGGAGGCCUGCGCCCGGCCCCUGGAGAUGGCCCCCAAGAAACUUUGUGGAUAUUUGAGUAAGUUUGGGGGCAAAGGGCCCAUCCGGGGCUGGAAAUCCCGCUGGUUCUUCUACGACGAGAGGAAAUGUCACCUGUAUUACUCGCGGACCGCGCAGGAUGCCAAUCCCCUGGACAGCAUCGACCUCUCUAGUGCGGUCUUUGACUGCAAGGCGGACGCCGAGGAGGGGACUUUCGAAAUCAAGACUCCCAGCCGGAUUUUCACCCUGAAGGCUGCCACCAAGCAAGUGAUGCUGUACUGGCUGCAGCAGCUGCAGAUGAAGCGCUGGGAGUUCCACAACAGCCCGCCUGCGCCUCCCGCCGCCCCUGACGCUGCCUCGGCUGGGCAUGGGCCUGCCCUGCGCCUCGAGCUAGAGCAAGAAGAGGCGGAGCUGGAGGAGUUCCUGUGCCCCGUGAAAACGCCCCCUGGGCUCGUGGGCGUAGCAGCUGCCCUGCAGCCGGUCCCUGCCAUGCCCUCGGCCCUUCAGAACAUUUCCCUCAAGCACCUAGGAACUGAGAUACAAAACACGAUGUACAACAUCCGGGGCAACAGGCAGGGCCCGGGAGCAGGCCACGGACCUCCAGGGGGAGAUUCUCCACCAAGCGGGGAGCCUCGGAGGGAGGAGCAGGCCUCGCCCGCUGACCCCAGCGCCCCAGGUGAAGAUCCAGCAGAUUCUCCAAAGCCCACCCCCAAGUCCUCUCUGACCAGCAAUCUCAUUCAGAAAGCCAAGCGCCAGAACAACACCUUCCCGCUCUUCGGCGAAGGACUGGCGUGGAGCCGGACUGGCCAGGAGAAAGUGUCAGCCUUGGAGCAGCAGGUUCUGGCCCUCACGGAGGAGCUGAAGUCUCAGAAGGAGCUGGUGAAGAUCCUGCACAAGGCGCUGGAGGCCGCGCAGCAGGAGAAGAGGGCGUCCAGCGCGUACCUGGCCGCGGCCGAGGACAAGGACCGGCUGGAGCUGGUGCGGCACAAGGUGCGGCAGAUCGCGGAGCUGGGCCGGCGCGUGGAGGCCCUGGAGCGGGAGCGGGAGAGCCUGGCGCAGACGGCGGGCCUGCGCGAGCAGCAGGUGCAGGAGCUGCAGCAGCACGUGCAGCUGCUCCUGGACAAGAACCAGGCCAAACAGCAGGUCAUCUGCAAGCUCUCGGAGAAGGUCACCCGGGACUUCAUGCAGCCCCGGAAACAGCCCCCCGGCCCUCCAGAUGCUGCCGACAGGGACUUCCUGAGCCAGCAGGAGAAGAUGGAGCACCUGAAGGACGACAUGGAAGCAUACCGGACCCAGAACCGCUUUCUCAACUCUGAGAUCCACCAGGUCACAAAGAUCUGGAGAAAGGUGGCGGAGAAGGAGAGGGCCCUCCUGAUGAAGUGUGCCUACCUCCAAGCCAGGAACUGCCAAGUGGAAAGCAAGUACCUGGCGGGGCUGCGGAGGCUGCAGGAGGCCGUGGGGGACGAGGCGAGCGAGUGCGCAAAGCUGCUGAGGCAGCUCACCCAGGAGGCGCUGCAGUGGGAAGCCAGCGAGGCCUCGGCGGACAGCGUCGUGCUGAGCCCCAUCAGUGAGUAUGACGAGUAUGGCUUCCUGACGGUGCCCAACUACGAGGUGGAAGACCUGAAGCUGCUGGCCAAGAUCCAGGCGCUGGAGGUGCGCUCCCACCACCUGCUGGCCCACGAGGCCGUGGAGCGGCCGCUGCGGGAGCGCUGGGCCGCCCUGGGCGAGCUGGCGCCCUCGGCCGAGCUCAAGCAGCUGCUGCGGGAGGGCGUGCCCCGCGAGCACCGGCCGCGGGUCUGGAGGUGGCUGGUGCACCUCCGCGUCCAGCACCUGCAGGCCCCCGGCCGCUACCAGGAGCUGCUGAGCUGGGGCCAGGCCCGCGAGCACCCUGCCGCCCGCCAGAUCGAGCUGGACCUGAACCGGACCUUCCCCAACAACAAGCAUUUCACCUGCCCCACCUCCACCUUCCCCGAGAAGCUCCGCCGGGUGCUGCUGGCCUUCUCUUGGCAGAACCCCUCCAUCGGCUACUGCCAGGGCCUGAACAGGCUGGCGGCCAUCGCUCUGCUGGUCCUGGAUGAGGAGGAGAGUGCCUUCUGGUGCCUGGUGGCCAUCGUGGAGUCCAUCAUGCCGGCUGAUUACUACAGCAAGACGCUGACGUCGUCCCAGGUGGACCAGCGGGUGCUCCAGGACCUCCUCUCGGAGAAGCUGCCCAGGCUGAUGGCCCACCUGGGGCAGCACCGCGUGGACCUCUCCUUCGUCACCUUCAACUGGUUCCUCGUGGUCUUCGCAGACAGUCUCAUCAGCAACAUCCUCCUCCAGGUCUGGGACGCCUUCCUGUAUGAGGGCACCAAGGUGGUGUUCCGCUACGCCCUGGCCAUUUUCAAGUACAAUGAGGAGGAGAUCCUGCGGCUGCAGGAUGCCCUGGAGAUCUACCAGUACCUGCACUUCUUCACCAAGACCAUUUGCAACAGCCAGAAGCUGAUGAGCAUCGCCUUCAACGACAUGAACCCGUUUCCCAUGAAGCAGCUGCGGCAGCUGCGGGCCGCCCACCGGGAGCGGCUGGAGGCGGAGCUGCGGGAGCUGGAGCGCCUGAAGGCGGAGUACCUGGAGACCCGGGCGUCCCAGCGCCCCCUGGUGCCCGAGGGCUGCACCAGCGAGGACGAGGCGGACGGGGACGCCUGA
Ceratotherium simum simum (southern white rhinoceros) is the source of this 2878-nucleotide messenger RNA. The record is from RefSeq and is a predicted model, not a curated record. NCBI's taxonomy places the organism in Eukaryota, Metazoa, Chordata, Mammalia, Perissodactyla, Rhinocerotidae.